AUAAUGCUGAUAAAAGUAAUCAAUAUUUAGCUAAUGAUAUGUUAUUAAAACUCCUUCAUAUAGCAGAUAGUGAGAAGUUAGAUUCUGAAAUAAUACUAAAAGUAGAAAUAAUUGAAAACUGGACUAGUAGAUAUUUUGUAGCUUGA
Messenger RNA from Funneliformis geosporum, 146 nucleotides. The record is from the annotation of a GenBank genome assembly. NCBI's taxonomy places the organism in Eukaryota, Fungi, Glomeromycota, Glomeromycetes, Glomerales, Glomeraceae.